This is a messenger RNA of Diachasmimorpha longicaudata, 3607 nucleotides long. RefSeq names its product Dihydropterin deaminase (gene Dhpd). The coding region runs from base 248 to 3223 and encodes 991 amino acids. The transcript is spliced from 10 exons. Gene Ontology annotation, molecular function: guanine deaminase activity; zinc ion binding. NCBI's taxonomy places the organism in Eukaryota, Metazoa, Arthropoda, Insecta, Hymenoptera, Braconidae. The record is from RefSeq and is a predicted model, not a curated record. Gene Ontology annotation, cellular component: cytosol. Gene Ontology annotation, biological process: guanine catabolic process.
CUCACCAACAGUAAACAAGCCAACUGCAUUGAGUGCGGUUAUUAAAUGGUAUUUUUCCGGGCCCUCCCUAAUAAUCGUAAUGGUGAUCAUUCAAUAUUAUGGGUAUACAUAUCCCCACCUAUGAUCUAUCAUUAAAACGAUGUUUUAUCAACGAGAUCUCCAAAUUAUGUCACCAACUGGCCGUUCGUUUUAACAAAUGUGGAGAGUGCUAAUGAAAUUUCACCAGUGAGCAAUCACAAACCUCAUAAUGUUGAAAAGUACAAAACUCAACAAUGGACUUUAUUUUUGGAUAGAAAUAAUUCUGUAUCUUCCACUAUUUCAAGGUAGCCACCAAUUAGUGCCAGCAGCGAGUCAAGAGGGUUCCCUCCACGUAUUUAAGACCUACAGCGAUGUCGCAAUAUUUCACUACACUGUUCCUAAGGAGGUGCAUCGGGCCACAUGGCAAUUCGCAGCUUUCAUGGACGGUAGUAAUUGCAUCCCCCGAGAGGUCAACAUUUACUUGCAAUGGGGGAGUUAUCCAAUCAUUUCAGUGGACAAUGCAUCAUUCCCGACCACCAUGAAUACAGAGAGAAAUGACACCAUUAUCAUAAAAACUCUGACAACAUUCGAGGCGGAAACAACUGUGGUUAUGCCGAUAAAUAGUCCCCAGCCCGGCGAAUGGUAUGUCGGUGCCUACAUGAGUUAUUGGGAUGAAAAAGUACAGCAACAAGGACUUGGGCACAAGUGUCACUACAGCAUUGGUUCAGUGGCUAUAUGGCAACAGGUGAAUGGCAUCCAGAAUGUACCUAUCGAACAAAAGUACAUGAUGAGAACUACACAGCCCUCGAACUAUUACAAAAUUUUUAUUCCUUCUGGCACAUGGAGCUUUAGAGUCACUAUCUGGGGAUGCAAAUUCCAGUUACGAUUGGGCAACAUCACUUCUGACUCUUGUAUCAAGGAUGUGGCGAUCCAGGGACGUGCUCUCCCUGUUAUCGAUCACACGAAAUCCUCCCUAAACCUCGCUGUUAAUGGAAGUUAUACUUUUGAAGAAGUUACACCGUUUGAAGAUAGUUAUUAUUAUAUACUGGUGGUUUCUAAUAGUAUAGUUGAUUUUAAUAUCAAAGUUUCGGUUUCGGAAUGUCCAGUACAAAUUACUGAAAGUACCUUAACCCGUCAGUGGGCGUCCAGCUUCAACACGAGCCUAGAAUAUAAUUCGCCAGGAUUUUCCAAAAAUUUGAUACCAUUCGAAGACGCAGAGAAUCUAACAAGUGAUUCAUGUGCUCGACGGUUUCAAUUAAUACGUGUAAAACAGCUCCCGACAUUUUCGGGUGUUUUCUUGCUCCAAGGGAGGGAAUGGCUGACUCCAUGGAUUAUGCUGACUGACGCCAGUCCAGUCAUAGCUCAAUUCGAUAUUCUUCCACUGAUUGACAUUGGUGGAUCACUUACGAUUGGCAUCCACUUGGAGAUUGAUAGUGCAUUCAUGAAGCAAACAGUGGUCGUUUUUGUGUGCGUGAGAAGGGGACGAGUGCCAUGGAGAAAGAAAGGAGAGAUAUUCUGUGAUGAUGACAAGAUGAUGAUGAGACUUGAAACCAAUGGGAAACACGAUGGAAAUUUGUUGAUACCGUAUCCACAACCGGACACGUGGUACAUCGGACUCCAAGCCAGAUGUUUCAUUGAUGGGAACCCGACAAACUGUGAGGUGGGAGAAAUCCUAGUGUCUCUCGACAUAAGAACUCACCAAUGUGUCUUCCCGGGGUCUCAUCCGUGUGGUCAUCACGGUGUCUGUGAAGAGAUUCAUCGUAACUUUAUUCACUUCACAACGUGCAACUGUUUCGGUGGUUACAAAGGCUGGGGCUGUACAGACUCGACUAAUGCAUACCAACAGCCGUCUCUAGUAUUGUCAUCCUUCAUGCUCAUACUCACCGAUUGUUGUGAUGCCGUUGUACCUUCGAUAAUGGAUACCCACGUAUUCCUCGGGCCAAUCGCCCAUACGAAGGAUAAUGGAGAGCUCGAGAUUUUUCAACAUGGAAUGCUCCUUGUAAAAGCUGGAAAGAUCGAGAGUGUUGGAGAAGUUCAACCAAACACCGCGCUAACCGUUGAUAAAGUAACUCAGCUGAAGAAAGGACAGUUUCUGAUUCCAGGAUUCAUUGACUGUCAUAUUCAUGCAGUACAAUUGCCAAAUAUAGGAAUUGGAUAUGAUAGACCUUUAAUGGAAUGGCUUGAGAAGUACACAUUCCCUUUGGAGAAAAAAUACUCCGACGCAGAAUUUGCUGAUAGAGUUUACGAUUCUGUAGUUAAGCACACGUUGAAUGUAGGUACAACGACUGCUUGCUACUUCGCUUCAAUGAAUGGAAGAACUUCAGCAAUUCUAGCAGUGAAAGCAUUGAAGCAUCGACAGAGGGCUUUCGUAGGAAAGGUCAACAUGAAUGCAUUUCGGGAUGACGGGUAUUGCGAGACGACUGAAGAGUCUAUACAAGCAACAAUAGAAUUUGCUACCGAUGUCAUCAGUUUCUCCGAUCCACUGGUGCAACCGAUAAUAACUCCAAGAUUUGCCCUCAGUUGUGAUAUGGAUCUGUUAACGAAACUGGGCGAAUUAGCACGUACUGAGGAUCUGCACAUACAGACACACGUUUCGGAAAAUCUAUCGGAGAUUGAGUUAUGCAAAAAGAUGUACCCAGAAUGCCCAAAUUACACAAGUGUCUACGACAAGGCUGGUCUACUGACGAGAAAGACCAUACUCGCUCAUGGAGUCCAUCUGCAAGACGAAGAGUUGGAAAUAUUGAAAGAGAGAGAGACCUCAAUUAUUCACUGUCCAACGUCAAACACGUGUCUUCGUAGUGGUCUCUGUGAUGUUAGAAGGCUGAGAUCUAAAGGAAUAAAUGUUGGAUUGGGUACAGAUGUGGCCGGAGGAAACAGUCUAUCAAUGCUUGAUGUAAUGAGAUCGGCUAUUCAAGUGUCAACUCAUCUCUCGUUCGAUAAAGAAGAAUAUGAACCGCUCAACUACGUCGAUGUGUUUCAUAUGGCCACAUUGGGUGGUGCCAAAGCACUGGCGAUAGAAGACCAAGUCGGCAACUUUACACCUCAGAAGCAAUUUGAUGCUCUUCUGAUUGAUACAAAUAUUUCUCAGGGUUCACUCCAUGAUUUUUCUGAAUGGACUGUCGAACAACAGCUGCAGAGAUUCAUUCACUCUGGGGAUGAUAGACACAUUGCUCAGGUUUUCGUUUCUGGUUAUCAAGUGAAAUAACAAUUGGGCAGGAAAUGUUUAUCGCAAAGGAUUCAUUAUUUUUUUAAAUCAUACAUUUAUGCACGCAGAACAUCUACUCAAUUGGGUUUAUUCGACUGACGGAUUUGCAUAAGUUCAGUUCAUUAAGGCACCACGGGAUCAUGGCGAUUAAUAUUAAUAUGCUUUAUACAGAGAUGAGUUCCAAGUUCCGAAAGAGAAUUGUGAAGUUUCAGCGAAUAAUUUGAAGUCCAAAUCCUGAAAUUUCUAUGUAUCUACAAGUAAUUUUUUUAAUCUAAGAUAAAUGUAUUUGAAAUAUAAGUUUGCAACAACGAAAUGGGCAUGAAUAUUUUGGAUAUGAAAAUAUAAUUCUGGUAAUUACAAGCAACAAUUCUGCACUGCAAUUUA